This is a messenger RNA of Syngnathoides biaculeatus (alligator pipefish), 4387 nucleotides long. Its product is annotated as adenylate cyclase type 6-like. Gene Ontology annotation, biological process: adenylate cyclase-inhibiting G protein-coupled receptor signaling pathway; intracellular signal transduction; cAMP biosynthetic process. The record is from RefSeq and is a predicted model, not a curated record. Lineage: Eukaryota; Metazoa; Chordata; Actinopteri; Syngnathiformes; Syngnathidae. Gene Ontology annotation, cellular component: plasma membrane. The transcript is spliced from 23 exons. The coding region runs from base 208 to 3738 and encodes 1176 amino acids. Gene Ontology annotation, molecular function: adenylate cyclase activity.
GGGUAACUCGGAGGCGCCCACGGCCGCAUCCGCAUCAGGCUCUAGUGUCGGCGGCUGCGUGGAUCCUGGAGUGUCAGAUUCUCGACCCGGAGCUUCUCCGCCUCUGCGGGCGUUAUGAGAUCGACCCUCGCCACAGGGGACAUGAAAGCCUACCCAGGGGAGUGGCUAUGUGCGCGGUUCCGAUGUUAAUUCAUUCAAUCCAACAGGAUGUCGUGGGCCAGAAGCCUCUUUGCGGGAAGAAUGGACGAGCGAAAGACAGCGUGGGGAGAGCGCAAUGGCAAAAAGAAGAAAGAGAAGUCCUCGCUGUGCACUUCCCGCUACAUGAACUGUCUCAGGGACCCCGAGGACCCGGAGCCCCCUAGCCUGGCCCCCAAGCAUUACCACCCUAGAGCGGGUGCAAACGGAGGCAACUUGGGCCUUCGGUGCGGAUGGCAAGAAGACCACUAUGGGAAAAGGACGGGCGAAGGCGUGGAUCUGGGUCCAAAAGCCGUGGACUUGACAUUUGAGGACGGUGAAGUGAAGGGGAGGAGAGAGGAGGACUUGGGCGACUCAGCAGAAGGGUGGCGCAAGUCUGUGAGCGCGGUCGACUGCUGGACGCGAGUGGUGUGGGUUUUUCACUCCAAGAAAUUCCAGUCGGCCAAACUCGAGCGUCUGUAUCAGCGCUAUUUCUUCAGACUCAACCAGAGCUCUCUGACCAUGUUGAUGGGGAUUCUAAUGGUGGUGUGUGGGGUCAUGCUAGCCUUCCACUGCAUUCAGCGGGCUCCAGACGUGGCCUAUGUCUCCGUCCUUUGUGUUGCCAUAGCGCUUUUCCUGGCCGUGAUGGUGGCUUGCAACCGCAACGGGUUCCGCCAGGACUACAUGUGGAUCGUGAGCUACCUGGUGAUCGGGGUGCUGAUUGUGGUCCACGUGUACGGGCUGCUGAUGGUGUACCCCCACAGUGCUUCAGAAGGCGUCUGGUGGACGGUCUUCUUCAUCUACAUCAUCUAUACACUGCUGCCCGUCCGAAUGAGAGCGGCCGUGCUUAGCGGGAUCACGCUGUCGGUCAUCCACGCUCUGACGGCCUGGUAUCGCAACCGAGGGGACGAGUUCAUUUUGGAACUGAUAAGUGCCAACAUUGUCAUCUUCCUGUGCACCAACAUGAUCGGGAUCUGCACCCACUACCCUGCCGAGGUCUCCCAGAGGCAAGCCUUCCAAGAGACCCGAGGAUACAUCCAGGCCCGAAUUCACCUGCAGAGAGAAAACCAGCAGCAGGAGCGCCUCCUGCUCUCAGUGCUUCCCAGGCAUGUUGCCAUGGAGAUGAAGGCUGACAUCAAUGCCAAGAAGGAAGAUAUGAUGUUCCACAGGAUUUACAUCCAAAAACAUGACAAUGUGAGCAUCCUGUUUGCCGACAUCGAAGGCUUCACCAGCCUGGCGUCUCAGUGCACGGCGCAAGAACUCGUUAUGACGCUCAACGAGCUGUUCGCCCGCUUCGAUAAAUUGGCAUCGGAGAACCACUGCCUACGGAUCAAGAUCCUGGGGGAUUGCUACUACUGCGUGUCGGGGCUGCCAGAACCUCGGGCUGACCACGCCCACUGCUGCGUGGAGAUGGGCGUGGACAUGAUCGAAGCCAUCUCACUGGUGAGAGAAGUGACCGGAGUCAACGUGAACAUGCGAGUGGGCAUCCACAGCGGGCGCGUGCACUGCGGCGUGUUGGGCCUGCGCAAGUGGCAAUUUGACGUUUGGUCCAAUGACGUGACGCUGGCCAACCAAAUGGAGGCCGGCGGGAAGGCCGGGCGCAUCCACAUCACCGAAGCUACUCUUCGCUACCUCAACGAGGACUACGAAGUGGAGCCCGGGUUCGGAGGGGAGAGGAACGCGUACUUGAAAGACAACAAUAUUGAAACUUUUCUGGUGUUGGGCUGUAGCCAGAAGAGGAAAGAGGAGAAAGCCAUGAUGGCCAAGAUGCAGCGGGCGCGUGCAAAUUCCGCCGAGGCAUUGAUGCCGCGUUGGGUGCCUGACAGAUCUUUCUCUAGAACCAAGGAGUCCAAAGUCUUCAGGCAGAUGGGCAUCGAUGAAGCAUCCACUAAAGACAACCGCUGUGCACAGGAGGCACUGAACCCCGAAGAUGAGGUGGACGAGUUCCUGGGCCGAGCCAUCGACGCUCGCAGCAUCGACCAGCUGCGCAAAGACCACGUCAAGAAUUUCCUCCUCACCUUUCAAACCACAGAACUGGAGAAAAAGUACUCCAAAAAGGUGGACGACGGCUUCGGCGGCUACGUGGCCUGCGCGCUGCUGGUUUUCUGCUGCAUCUGCAUCAUCCAGAGCAUCGUCUUGAAAAAAACUCCACUGAUGCUGGGCCUGUACAUUAGCAUCUUCUUAAUCCUCAGCAACAUGGUCUUCAUCUCUUCCAUGUACUCCUGCCUUGAAGUGUUCCCGGCCGCCUUCCGGAGGCUGACCACGAAGAUUGUGCGGUCGCGUGCCAACAGCACACUGGUGGCCAUCCUCACCAUCCUCCUCCUCUUCAUCGCAUCCUUCGCAAACAUGUUUACGUGCAGCAGAGCUGACUUGAAGGACUGUGUGGCCGAGGAGCAGCGGAACGCGACGCUGGCCCUCUGCCUGCUGCACAACCUCACCGAGACGGCCAGGGAUGGCUGGACGUUCUGCUCCGCCCAGGCGGUUCCCUGCCAUUUCCCAGAGUAUUUCAGCUACAGCGUCCUGCUGACCCUGCUGGCCUGCUCGGUGUUCCUCCACAUCAGCACCAUCGGCAAGUUGGCGCUCAUGCUCCUCAUCCAGCUGGUCUUCCUGCUGGUAGUGGAGUGGCCUCACGUCAUCCUGUUUGACAACGCAGACCUGCUGCGCAAAGUCAGCGCGCUGCUGGCUUCCAACGCAACUACAGAACAGUGCCUGGAGACCGUGACCAAAGUCCCGCUGAAGGUCAUGACCCCCGUCAUCCUCACCGUCUUUGUUCUGGCGCUGUACUUACACGGCCAGCAGGUGGAAUCCACUGCACGCCUCGACUUCCUCUGGAAACUGCAGGCCACUGAGGAGAAGGAGGAGAUGGAGGAGCUCCAGGCAUACAACCGCCGCUUGUUGCACAACAUCCUGCCCAAAGACGUGGCCGCGCACUUCCUGGCCCGCGAGCGGCGCAACGACGAGCUGUACUACCAGUCUUGCGAGUGCGUGGCCGUCAUGUUUGCGUCCAUCUGCAACUUCUCCGAGUUCUACGUGGAGCUGGAGGGCAACAACGAAGGGGUGGAGUGUCUCCGGCUGCUCAACGAGAUAAUCGCCGAUUUCGAUGAGAUCAUCAGCGAGGAGAGAUUCCGUCAGCUGGAGAAAAUCAAAACCAUCGGUUCCACUUACAUGGCCGCCUCCGGUCUCAACGUGUCCACCUACGACCGAGAGGGUCGCUCGCACAUCCUGGCGCUGGCCGACUACGCCAUGAGGCUCAGGGAACAGAUGAAGUACAUCAACGAGCAUUCCUUCAACAACUUCCAGAUGAAGAUCGGGUUGAACAUGGGACCGGUUGUGGCUGGGGUGAUCGGAGCCAGGAAGCCGCAGUACGAUAUUUGGGGGAACACGGUCAACGUGGCCAGCCGAAUGGACAGCACCGGUGUACCGGACUGCAUUCAGGUGACCACGGACCUCUAUCACGUGCUGGCCAACAACGGCUACCGGCUGGCCUGCAGAGGACUGGUCAAGGUGAAGGGCAAAGGCGAAAUGACCACUUACUUCCUCACCAGCGGCCCCCCAACCAGUUAACCGCAGAUGGAACUCUCGAGCUCCUCCGCAGUGUUGACAAAUGCUGUGUCUUGUCACACACACACACACACACACGUGUGUGACUGUUGGUGUUAUUUGAAGGCUUUUUUUAAUUUAAUUUCAUUUUUUUUUAGCAGGGGCAGCGCAACGUGUCCAAAGCCCAGUUGCCUUAAGAUGGGCAUUUGGUUGUUUGUACCAGAUGAAGUUCAACUAUUUUCUCUGCACUCUUUAUUUAUUUUCUUGUUUUGUGCAGAUGGAUUUUCAGUGAUGUACAGUACAAAAGAUAAGAAGCAGACAUCUAAAUAUAUAUCUAUAUAUAUAUGAAGAAUGAACAUGACCAAAGAACAACAUUGAGACUCUGUCCCAUGUAGGCUUACUUCAUCGGGUUCGUGAGGGACGCACACACACACGUAUCUUCAGGUGGAUUAACGUCCCACCGAUAAGGAACACAAACAAUACAAUUGCCACAUGUGUGUGCGCGCGUGUCUCCGUGUUUCAGUCAAUCAGUGGUGGUUCUUGCCCAUUUUUAGCAGGGUUGCAAGAGUGAGACCAAGGGUAUUUUCUGGGUGGCACUAGCCCCCUUUCACCCCAGAACCACCACUGGUGUGUGUGUGUGUGUGUGUGUGUGUGUGUGUGUGUGUGUGUGUGU